Molecule: messenger RNA, 3838 nt
Organism: Clunio marinus
Lineage: Eukaryota; Metazoa; Arthropoda; Insecta; Diptera; Chironomidae
Source: the annotation of a GenBank genome assembly
GAACCGAUUGUUCAGUGAAUGAGUCAAGUGCUGCCAUUUUUUAGGCGUAGCUCAUUCCACUUAGAAAUGUUUAAUAAUUAACGUCCUAUAGACAUUAUAAAAAAGUUAAAUUCUUGUUAAAUUGUAGAGUGCCUUAACACAAUUAGCAAUCAUGCGGUGUACUGACGUAUUCUGGCGAAGUACUUUCGCUUUUGGAGUUAUCUUAAUUAUGGGCGUUUUCGCACAAUAUGAGUGGCAAGCUCGAGAUGCAUUUGACGAGAUUAAAAUCAAAUACGAUAAAGUGACUCAAGAUAAUUGUCCUAUUCAACACUUGGGUGAUCUUUAUCUACCUGAAGACACAAUUUCACAUCUUCCCGACAUCAAAGAAAUCAACAUUAAUCCAGUGUUUCCUAAUCGAACCGCUUUGCUACAUCUUCACAAUAUGGCAUUAAGUCGCGCAUUCUUCUGGAGUUACAUUCUUCAAAGUCGAUUCAUUCGACCAGCAAUCAACGACACUUACGAUCCUGGAAUGAUGUAUUACUUCUUAUCAACCGUUGCUGAUGUUUCAUCCACUCCGUCAGUUAAUGCAUCAUCAAUUUACUUCUCCCCAAACUCAUCAUACUCAUCAUCAUAUCGAGGCUUCUUUAACAAAACAUUCCCAAGAUUUGCACCAAGAACAUAUCGAUUAGAUGACUUUAACGAUCCAAUUCAUCUUGAGAAGAUAUCAACAUUAAACACAUUCAUUGUUCAAGAUCUUGGAGCGAUUCCAGCGAAUUCAUAUUCGAAAGAUUAUACCAGUGAUUAUUAUAAAAUCAAUGAAUGGUACAAGAAAUGGUUGCCAGACGAUGUUGAGAAGCGUCACGAUACGAAAACAACUUACGAUAUUGAGAUUCGUUAUGCUAAUAACACAAAUGAAACAUUUACAUUCCAUGGCCCGCCUGGUGCUGAUGAAGAUCCAGGUCCUGUUAAAUUUACACGUCCUUAUUUUGAUUGUGGUCGUUCAAACAAAUGGCUUGUAGCUGCUGUUGUUCCCAUUGCUGACAUUUAUCCCCGACAUACACAAUUCAGACAUAUUGAAUAUCCAAAGUACACAGCAAUAUCAGUAGUUGAAAUGGAUUUUGAAAGGAUCGAUAUAAAUCAAUGUCCGAGAGGUGAAGGCAAUAAGGGACCGAAUAAAUUUGCUGAUACGUCAAGAUGUAAAAAAGAAACGACGGAGUGCGAACCACUGGAUGGUUGGGGAUUUCGACGAGGUGGCUAUCAAUGUCGAUGUAAACCGCAACAUCGGCUGCCAAGUAUGAUACGACAAGCUUUUCUUGGUGAAAUACUUGAGCGUGCAAGUGAUGAGCAAUAUUACAAUGGCUUUGAUUGUCUGAAGAUUGGAUGGAUUCAAAAGGUUCCAAUUCAAUGGGAACGAGCACCACCUUAUGUUCGUGAAAGAUAUCUUGAUCGUCAUCCCGAAUAUCGUAACUACACAACAGGCUCUGGAUCACUUCACACUGAUAAGAUUAAUGCUGAUCAAGUAUUGAAUUUCAUUUUGGGAGUUUCCGAGAGAACAUGUCAUGAUUAUCAUGAACAAGAUUUGGUUCUUCGUGGUGAUAUCGCGUAUGGUGCAAGAAAGCAAUUCGAAAAUGAAGCUAAAAUGGCAUUGAGACUUGCAAACUUUAUUAGCGCAUUUUUACAACUUUCCGAUCCAGCAGAAGUUUAUUCAGGAAAACGUGUGGCUGACAAGCCAUUAACAGAAGAUCAAAUGAUUGGAGAAACGCUCGCUCUUGUACUUGGAAACACAAAAAUCUGGUCUGCUGGUACUUAUUGGGCAAGAAAUAAAUUCACAAAUCGAACGCUUUUUGCGCCGUUUGCUUAUAAGAAACAACUCAACACCAGAAAGUUUAAAGUUGAAGAUUUAGCAAGAUUGAAUAAAACUGGGGAAACUUAUCUUGAGAAACCAUUCUUCAAGUUCUUAAAGCAACGUUGGUCAACAAACUUCGAUGACUUGGAACAAUUCUGGUUGAAAAUGAGAAUCAGACACAAUGAAACUGGCGAAUAUUCACAAAAAUAUGAACAUUAUCCAAACUUUUAUAAUGCCCCACGACUUGAACAUGGCCAUUGGAGUGUGCCGCACUUUGACUGCAAAGGUUUAGUGAAAAAAUGGAUUAUAACUUAUGCAGUUCCUUUCUUCGGUUUCGACAGUUUAGGAGCGAGUUUGGAAUUUAAGGGAGUUGUUGCUGUUUCAAUGGAUAUGAGACAAUUAGACAUAAAUCAAUGUGAAGAUGAUUAUCACGUACCAAAUGCGUUUAAACACACACAUAAAUGUGAUGACACAACGUCAUAUUGCGUGCCAAUUCAAGGACGUGGCUUUGAGAGUGGUGGAUAUAAAUGUGAAUGUCGUCAAGGAUUUGAAUAUCCAUUUGAAGAUUUGAUCACGUACUACGAUGGACAAGUUGUGGAAUCAGAAUUUCAGAAUAUAAUGAAUGAUAAAGAGACGAGAUAUGAUCUGUUUAAAUGUCGAUUAGCUGGUGCAGCUGGAAUUAAAGGCCAACUUUUCCUGAUAUCAAGCUUCGUUCUCUUCAUUUUAUUAAUUGUGCAAAUUCUAAUCAUUGUUAAUCAUAAUCGAGAACGCAAAUACAAAAAUUUGAUUGCAUUUUGGAUUUUUGGUUUGUGCAAUAAUUACGGAUAUGUUGUGAUGUUAACAGCAGCAAUUGAUAUCAUCGACAAUAAAAUGGUAGAAUUAAUUUUUUUUAUCGAAUUCAUUAAUAAAACUUUUCUAUUAAAGGAAUCUACAGCAAUUGAUGUGACGAUCAUGCAAAGACAAUGCACAACGAUGAGUACUGGCGCAAUUCUAUUAGCAGACAUUAUUCCAUCGCUUUUAAUUAAAAGUCUUUCUCCUUUUCUUCCCUACAACACAAACAUUCGUAUCACUGUCUCAUGCUUAACUUCUAUCUUCAGCUUCAUAGCUGUUGCAUUAGCAAAAUCAAAGCAAGCUGUGAUCAUUGGAGUUGUCUUAACGUCGUUCGCGUCUGGUUUAGGCGAGCCAACAUUUCUGGCUCAUUCAACAAAAUAUGACAGAAAUGUUGUGUCAUCUUGGUCGAGUGGAACUGGAGGUGCUGGCAUAAUUGGUGCACUUUCUUAUUCGCUUUUAAGGGAAAUGGGAUUUAGCAGCCGAAACACUCUUAUGCUGAUGAUUUUAGUUCCAGCACUCGAACUUUUCACUUAUUUUACUAUUCUUGGUCAUCCAAAUCGUACACGUAAUAGGGAAGAACAUGAUGAAGAUGAAGAACGAGAACCAUUAACAACAAGCGAUUCAGAUUCAUUGGUAGCAACACGAGUUCAUUCUUUAUCAACGAAGGAUAAAUUUGCCUACAUUCCCAAAUUAAUGAUUUACUUCAUUCCUUUAUCAAUGGUUUACUUUUUUGAGUAUUUUAUAAAUCAAGGAUUGUUCGAAUUGGUUGUUUUUCAAAACAUUUCUUUGACUCCAUCACAACAAUAUCGCUGGUAUCAAGUGACAUAUCAAAUUGGAGUUUUCAUAUCAAGAUCAUCAGUUAACAUAAUUCACAUUAAAAAGACUUGGAUAAUGGCUGGAAUUCAAUGUUUUAUUGCGAUAUAUUUUCUGACUGAAGCGAUUUACUUAUAUACGCCAAGUAUCACGAUCGUCUUUGCUUUUAUAUUUAUCGAAGGCCUGCAAGGUGGCUUAGCUUAUGUCAACACUUAUUACAGAAUAAGCACAGAAAUUUCAUCAAAUUACAAUCAAUUCGCUAUGAAUAUUGUUGCAUCAAGUGACAGUAUCGGAAUUGUCAUUGCUGGAUUCUUAGCAAUUCCCACGCACAACUGGAUUUGCAACAUGCCCGGGAAUAAAAUUUUAUAA